Diaporthe batatas is the source of this 2854-nucleotide messenger RNA. RefSeq lists its product as uncharacterized. NCBI's taxonomy places the organism in Eukaryota, Fungi, Ascomycota, Sordariomycetes, Diaporthales, Diaporthaceae. The record is from RefSeq and is a predicted model, not a curated record. Gene Ontology annotation, molecular function: A2-type glycerophospholipase activity. Gene Ontology annotation, cellular component: mitochondrial inner membrane. Bases 410 to 2077 code for a protein of 555 amino acids. The transcript is spliced from 2 exons. Gene Ontology annotation, biological process: cardiolipin acyl-chain remodeling.
GCGUCAUCGCCGACGCGGAGUUAGCGGGGACAAGAGCCCGGGCUGAUGUCUCAUGGGGGUCGGAGUACGGGAGGAUUCUGAAGGCCGGCCCAGCAAGUGCACGCCACAGAGGAUGCACGCAAUGAAGGCCAUUGGCUCGGGGCUGCAGGCUGUCUUCGGACUCGCAAACACGCCGGGGCGUUCUUGCCAUUCCCGCAGGCUUUCGACAGUGCCUCAGGCCCCGUGUUGCUCCUUAAGUCCGUCCAAGGUGCAGGACAAAGGACAAUCAAUGGAUGAUGCGGCGCGGCGGCUGAGUCCAAGGGAACAGGUUGGCUGACGCCAUGCAAAGGCCUGCAAUGCCUCGACCGUGGUCUUCAUAAGAAGGUGUUUCGCCACUUCUCCCGGGGAGGCAGAAGGGGGAGGGGGAGACAUGUUGAUCUCCAGAGUUCCUCUUCCCGUUGCUGUUCCCAUAUUCAGACCCAGACUAACAGCCAGGCUCCCGGCGACUGCAGUAACAGCACCACCGCCUCUUACCCCUGUCGCCCUGUUAGUCCCGGCAACAAUGUCUACCGCCGCAGUGCUCCCUCAACAACCUCAACACUUCGCACAACCCGACCUCGCCCCCACCUCUACAUCUCCUGCCACCUCUGGUUCCGAAACUCCACCCUCCUCUAGGGGCUCCUCAAGGUCUCGCUCAAAGUCUGGGAACCAGCAAGAACAGCGUGGUCUGCAGCGAAUGUCGACAUAUUUCCCCCUGGGUUACAAGGAGGCCGCCUACCAAUGGUGGACAAACCUCUCGCCCGCCGCAUCCGAGCGCAAUGUCUUGAAAUAUGUCCCCUUCCUCAGGGAGGCCGUCUCCGACUCCUCCAACCCCGAAGGCGCCAUCUCCAAACACGACCCCUACGGCCCGCGGGUGUGGCGGUCCACCAUGGUCGCCCUGUCCGGGAAGAACAGGGCGUUGAAUGAGUACUCGGUCGAACGCCUCGACGAGUCGCCAGACGAGACUCUUGUCAUGCUGCACGGCUACGGCGCCGGCCUGGGUUUCUUCUACAAGAACUUCGAGCCCCUCACACGAGUCAAGGGGUGGCGCCUGUAUGCUCUAGACAUGCUCGGCAUGGGGAACUCCUCGCGACCGGCUUUCCGGAUCAAGGCCAAGGACCCAGCGGAGAAGAUCCAAGAGGCUGAGAACUUCUUUGUCGAUGCGCUCGAGGAGUGGCGCAAGAUCCGGAAGAUCGACAAGUUCACGCUCCUGGGACACUCGCUCGGGGGCUACCUGGCCACGGCUUACGCGCUCAAAUAUCCUGGUCACCUGAACAAGCUGAUACUGGCAUCCCCCGUCGGCGUCCCAGAAGACCCCAACGCGACAAGCUCCGAGCUGCCCGAACCGCAGGACUCAACGCUAGCCCAAGAGUUUACCCAGAGCCAGGAAAGCAUCGUUCAGCAGGAGACCAAUGUCAAGACCAAGCAGGCCCCCAGGCCUCCAAGGAGACAACUCCCUGGUUGGCUGGUGUGGUUGUGGGAUACCAACGCCGUCUCGCCAUUCAGUAUCGUCCGUAUGGGUGGCCCGCUUGGCCCUCGCUUCGUGUCCGGCUGGACAUCGCGCCGUUUCAACCAUCUCCCCCCCGAGGAGGCCACCACCCUCCACGACUACUCGUACAAUUUGUUCCGGCAGAAGGGCAGCGGUGAAUUUGCUCUGACGUACAUCCUCGCGCCUGGUGCAUACGCGCGGAACCCACUCAUCAACCGCAUCGACGAGGUUGGCCGUCAGGUCCUCAAACCCGCCUCCGACGGCCAGCCAGCCAAGCGCGAAACCGGCUUCCCUAUCGUCCUGAUGUACGGGGACGGUGACUGGAUGGAUGUGGCUGGCGGUUUUGCUGCCGAGGAGAAGAUCAAGGCACGCGUCGAGAAAGCACUGAUGGAAGGCACGGAGCAGGAGAGGCGGGACGAGAAUGGGAGUGCAAGGGUGAUUGUGGUACGGAAGGCCGGCCACCACUUGUAUCUCGACAACCCGGAUGAGUUCAACCAGUACAUCACCAAAGAGCUGGAAGAGACAAGGGACUACAACAGGAGGAGGAAGUCUCAAGGCCUGUCCGUCUAGGGAUGAUUCGAUCACGGUUGCAUUUUGAGAUGACGUUAGAUGGCUAGACGGGAAGAGCGGAAAGGGUCGCCCACACAUUUGCAUUGGCUAGGCGUUAGGAGGAUUUAGAAGAAGACACCCAGGGAGCGGGAGUGUCUAUCUACGAGGUCACCUUUGGGGGUCGAGGCCGGCGAGCCGGGUUCGGCUGGAGACCUAGACUUGCUGACAAGGCAGUCUGCGCUGUGUGAGGACAGCUCGCAGGUUAGACAGACGGAGUAAGUCCCUAGAGCGCUACACCUUGAGUUGUAAAGGCAGUUUAAUUCCGUAAUUAAGAAAUAUUCGCACGGUUCAAUCCGGUAGACGGAUGGUCUGAGCCAAUCUGCUCUGUCUUGGGUGUUUUGGGUAGAGGUCCGCAAGAUUAAAUGUGCCGAGGUCGACAAGUAGAUGGCAUCGAAACGCGGGUGGACCUUUUAAAUCAUGUUACCUCACAGCUUGGACCGUCUAGGGCAGACAAGAAAAGUGCACAGUUACACGCAACAUUUUGACUUGCUCAAAAAGGUCGCGUACCAUUACGUCUCGGCAAAAGACAAACCGCCUGCCUGCCUGGCGGGUAAAGGUCCCGCCUUGCCACAUUGAUGAUUUAAUUUCCUGCUUGUCGAAAAUACACGAGACUACUCUCAGCGAGUGCAGGAGAUAUCUGUGCUCAAGGUCAAGGUUAUUUGUUCCUGGAGACGUGGCACUAAAAACUCGGUGAGAGAGCGUGGUGGCGAGACAUGGUGAUGCUGAUCAUAUUCGUAG